Messenger RNA from Paramecium tetraurelia, 1578 nucleotides. RefSeq lists its product as uncharacterized. The record is from RefSeq and is a predicted model, not a curated record. NCBI's taxonomy places the organism in Eukaryota, Ciliophora, Oligohymenophorea, Peniculida, Parameciidae. The transcript has 2 exons.
AUGCAAAAUCCAGAAUCGAUUCAAUAACCACUCUUUAAUUAAGAAUGUCCUUACAAUUCUGUUCAACUUCACACUAUUGUAUUCAACAACGUCUGGGAUUAUUUGGUGCAUCUUUAAAAGUGCCAUCUACUAAAUUAGAGAUCAGAGAUCAGAUAAUCUUCGGAGUACUACAUGUGUCAUAACUGUCUCAAGGUCUUUGAGGAGUUCCAGCAAUUAUUAGAUCACACAGAUUCUGAAGAAACAAAGACCUUUUCCAAGGUAUUCGAUAAAAUGCCAGGACAUUCUAUACAUCUAUCUAAGCAGGGAAAAUGGGAUAUCAUCAAACUUAUCGAAAAUUACAAGGAAAAUUAUCUCGCGGGUAAGGAUUCGGAUACUGAUAAUGUGUUUCCUUCACAUAAAGCUGAUCCUCGCUUGAAUACUCCAAGAGACACAAUUACAAAAAUUAAGAAUCUAUAAAUUGAUAAAAAAGAGAAAUUGUAAUUGUACUUGUUACAAUCAAAGGUUUUAGAGUCAGCCUAUUAUAAAUUAUUCAAUCAUUACAAAGAUCUAUCUAUGAUCAAUAAAGAGUACCCUUAUAAACUAACAAAAGAUUCCUUUCACCAAUUAAUGGCUAAACACAAUAUAAAUCUGAGUCAAAAAUUGUAUGAACAAACCAAAGUGUGUGAAUUUAUGGAGACUGCUCUCACCAAUCCUGAGGAACAUAUUAUGUAUAUGAAUAGGAGAGCUAUCAAUAAGUUCUUUUAUCUAUGGAUAUUGAUUCAUGAAGACGUGAACCCCUUUCCUGGAGUUCAAUUUCAAGAACCUUGGGUUAUCAUUGCCAUCCCAACUUCAUCUGAACAAUUGUUGAAUUUAUCUGUCCAUAAACCUUCAGAUAAUACAGAUUUAUUAGAACUACAAAAGUAAUUGAAUGAAUAAUAGGAAAUAGCAAAAUAAAUUGAAUAAGAGAAAUCUAAAUUUGACCAAAAGAAAAUUGAAGAAAGCAAAGUCUUAGAAUAAAAGAUUCUAAAACUUGAAAAUCUUGAAACACAAUUAAGAAUUCAAUUGACCGCUUAAAAUAAGUAAUAGAAUGACUUUGAAUCAUCGAUCCUAGAUCUCCAAGAUCGCAGCAGCAAACUUGACCAUUAUUAUUAAGUCUAAAGAGUCAAAAUAUAAAAUGAUAUGACUAAUCAAUCUGAAUUCUUCAAAUUAGCUGAUUCUUUUGCAAAAGAGAAAUAAAAAUUACUCUAAAGAGUUGAGAUCUAUGCUGACAAAAGAAACAAGAUACAUUAUGAAACUCAGGAUCUAAAGGCUUAAAUCACUGAAUUGGGGGAGAAACUGAGACAAGAUGAAUAGGAAAGAAUGAAAAGUAAGACAAGAAGGAGAUAGAGAAUCAUAUAGGAUUUAUGUAUCAAAUGUUAAAAGAAUACUAGAGAAAUUAUUCAUUUCCCAUGUUAACAUUUCCUAUUUUGUACUUAAUGUAUCAUUUAGGGAAUGGUAGAAAAAAGAUAGCAAUGUCCUCUAGUUGCAAUUGGCCAAUGCAGAGAUUAGAGAAAUCUGGAUAAGAAAUUUAAGACUGUCAGAUUCAGCAAAAAUGAUUGA